AUGUCGCAGCCUCCAGCUAAACGCAGACGCGUGGAGCUUACGUUAGAGGAUAAGAUAAAGCUCAUCACGGAAUCAACUGCUCAACCAAAACCAUCUCUGAAGGCACUCUGCGAGCGCUUCAAGAUCGGGAAGUCAACGGUCGGCGACAUCUUGAAGAAAAAGAACGUCUACCAGGAGCAGUGGGAGAAAAAUGCAUCUGGCUCCAAGUUCCAUUUCGACAACGAAUGCAAGUUUGACCGACUGAAUGAGCUGACGUGGGAGUGGUUUAGCCGGAAGCGGGCCCAGAACUUCCCUUUGUCUGGACCUGUGAUCCAGGAAAAAGCAAGCAGCUUUGCAAAGGAACUGGGGUUGCACGACUUCAAGGGGUCCAGCGUGAAGGCGUUCAAGGUGUCCGGGGAGAGUGCUGGGGUGGACCAGCAGACAGUCAGUGACUUCAAGAGCCGGCUUCCAGACAUCAUACAGGGAUACAGCCUGGAGAACAUCUUCAAUGCCGACGAGACAGGCCUCUACUACAAGGCAUUACCUGACAAGACCCUGGCUGUGCGCGGAGACGGUGCAAAGGGAUUCAAAGUGCACAAGGAUAGGAUAACUGUCCUCUUCGCAUGCAGCGCCACGGGAGAGAAGCUGACACCGCUGGUCAUUGGCAAAGCAGCAAAUCCCCACUGCUUGAAGAACGUGCGACGAGAGCGUCUUGGUGUCACUUACGUCAGUAAUAAGCGUGCGUGGAUGACGUCAGCUGUGUUCUCUGAUUGGCUCAGGGACGUGAAUUCAGAGAUGCGGAGGAAAGGUCGCAAGAUCUUGUUAUUCCUGGAUAAUGCUUCGUCCCACACCGCCGACAUGAACCUGAGCCACGUCCAGUUGAGCUUUCUUCCGGCCAACACUACGUCCGCGCUGCAGCCGCUGGACCAGGGAGUUAUUCGAGCGUUCAAGGCUGUCUACAGGAGGUUCAUGCUGCGAGCGCUGCUGGCCACAAUGGAGAAGACUGAUGACGCUGCCAGUGUUUCGGAGACAAAGGAACCUAGCGAUGAAGAGUACCCCGACGACGACAUCCCUCUCGCGGACCUCGUCCUGCAGUUCAGGUUCAAGCUGGAUGACCUGACAUCAUUUGACAAUGACGACGAGACCCAUGACGCCGAAUGGGAAUCAGACAUCGUGAACGGUUAUAAAGAGGAUGCCACCGACGCCGCCGAUCUCGCAGAUGCCACAGAUGACGUUGACCAUGAAGAGGAAACGCCGGAAGUUCCUCCAGUGACUAUCAAAGAGAUUCGAGACUUUGCCCUCCGUAUGCAGCGGUAUGGACAUGAAAAGGAUAGCGAUUUCCUGGCAACGGCAGACACCCUCCUUAACAUUGCAGAAAAUAAGAUCGUAAAGGAGAAAUGUACUUUCAAGCAGAGAGUGAUCAUGGACUUUUUCGUGAAACCGUAA
Molecule: messenger RNA, 1425 nt
Organism: Dreissena polymorpha
Lineage: Eukaryota; Metazoa; Mollusca; Bivalvia; Myida; Dreissenidae
Product: tigger transposable element-derived protein 6-like
Exons: 3
Coding region: 1-1425 (474 amino acids)
Cellular component (GO): nucleus
Molecular function (GO): DNA binding
Source: RefSeq, a predicted model, not a curated record